AAUCAAAACCCUUGAGAGGUGAGAUCUUUCCCUCCCUCCUCUCUGAUUCCUUUCUUGGUAGAGUCUCCUACCGCAUUGCUCUUUUCCCCUUUUCGUAGAUCAAGAAAGAAACCACCUCCAUCCUCUUUGAUAUUUGCAAAGCCGAACAAAAACGUUGGAACCUUUCAACCUUAGUGAUUUUGUUUUUUAGUCUUACGGGAGUGGAAAAUUAAAGGGGGAAGGGGGUAAAGGACAAAAACAUUGCACUAAUUUUGACAAGUGACGCAACACUUUUACAGCCAUUGUUGUUUUAGUUCACAGAUGUCGUUCUUGACUGAAUGUAAAUUGUGAAGUUCCAUUCUUAUAGAAGCGUAUUUUUUCUUCUUUUGGGGGGAUAUUUACCGCCGGAAUUCGAUUUAUCUCUUCAAGAAUCUUCCCUUUUGGCUUGAAUUGACUUGGGCUUUUUUGUUUGAGUUUCAUGUGAUGGUUUAGUGUUGAAUUUUGGUGGGUAGUGGGGUGGAGUCACCUUUGUUCACAGGAAUUCAUGCGGUAACUCUUUUUCUUGGCCGCAUUCUUUACUGGGUUUCUCUGAAAAAUUCCUUUGGUGGUUCUUUUGUAGAAUACAGUAUUUAGAAGACUGUUUUUUCUGAACCCAGAGUUUUUCUUGCUCAAAUUCUCAUCUGGAUUUAUCUCAAAUUCCCAAGAUUUUACUAUUCGAAGAUAUAUGUUAAAUUCUUGGAAGUUUUGGGUUGUUGUUUAGGUCUUUUCUAAUUCUUAUGAUUUUCUGCGGAUAUGGUUAAUCAUAGCAAUGAUAAUAACAAUAGCAAUCAAGAAGAUGGAGAUAAGAACCCAUCAACCGUGUCUAAAGGUGGGGGUGGAGGAGCUACCAGGUCAUGGGGCACCACUAUUUCUGGUCAAUCCAUGUCGACCAGUGGUAGCAUGGGGUCGCCCUCCAGCCGUAGUGAGGCUGCGAUGGCAACUCCGGCCAGUGAUAGCACAUUUGUUCGGUUGAACAAUCUUGAUAUUCAAGGGGACGAUGCUGGAUCUCAGGGGCCAGCUGGCAACAGGAAGAAGAAGAGAGGUCAACGUGCAGUUGGAGGUGAUAAAAGUGGUCGAGGGCUCCGUCAGUUUAGCAUGAAAGUGUGCGAGAAAGUGGAAAGCAAAGGGAGAACUACAUAUAAUGAGGUUGCAGAUGAGCUUGUUGCUGAAUUUGCAGAUCCCAACAAUAACCUUGCAUCUCCAGACCAGCAACAAUACGAUGAGAAAAAUAUACGUCGAAGGGUGUAUGAUGCUUUAAAUGUGCUAAUGGCAAUGGAUAUAAUUUCUAAAGAUAAAAAGGAAAUACAGUGGAAGGGUCUACCUCGGACUAGCUUAAAUGACAUUGAAGAACUGAAGACUGAACGUCUAGGACUUAGAAGUAGAAUUGAAAAGAAAGCUGCAUAUCUGGAAGAGCUGGAGGAACAAUACGUUGGUCUUCAAAACCUCAUACAGCGUAACGAGCAACUAUAUGGCUCAGGAAAUGCUCCCAGUGGUGGAGUGGCAUUGCCUUUUAUAUUGGUGCAGACUCGUCCUCAUGCAACUGUGGAGGUGGAAAUAUCAGAAGAUAUGCAGCUGGUGCAUUUUGAUUUCAAUAGCACUCCUUUUGAGCUACACGAUGACAAUUACGUCCUCAAGGCGAUGAAAUGUUGUGAGAAACCACAAGUCGAUGGAGCAGGCACAUCCCAAGAUCUUCGCACCACGGAUGGAGGUGAAAGCUCGAGCAUGGCCCAUGCCUACCAGCCCCAAAUACCUCAUCCUUCCAGACCAAACAUAUCGGGUAGGCCUCCCACCUCACCACCUCUUCCUGGAAUAUUAAAGGCCCGUGUUAAGCACGAGCAUUAGUUCCGCCUCGUGAUUGCAUCUCUCAUCUCAUCUGUACAUCGUGUAAAAUAUGAAACGGGGAUCAGAUUUGAUGUUUCUAGCAAGAAAUACUUUGUACUGACCAGGAACAGAGCAGAAUUUAGUAGAAUUUGGUUAUCGUAACGAUGGAGCAUUUUGUUUAAGGUUGUAGGUUUAUUAAGAUAUAGGCUUCUUUAAUUAUUUCCUCAUGUUAUUCCAUUUCUCUGAAGAUCGUCCUAAUUCCUUUCCUGACUUGUGUU
Messenger RNA from Sesamum indicum (sesame), 2117 nucleotides. RefSeq names its product transcription factor-like protein DPB. The record is from RefSeq and is a predicted model, not a curated record. NCBI's taxonomy places the organism in Eukaryota, Viridiplantae, Streptophyta, Magnoliopsida, Lamiales, Pedaliaceae. Gene Ontology annotation, biological process: regulation of transcription by RNA polymerase II; regulation of cell cycle. Gene Ontology annotation, cellular component: nucleus; transcription regulator complex. Gene Ontology annotation, molecular function: RNA polymerase II transcription regulatory region sequence-specific DNA binding; DNA-binding transcription factor activity, RNA polymerase II-specific.